Trichoderma virens Gv29-8 is the source of this 1659-nucleotide messenger RNA. RefSeq lists its product as uncharacterized. The record is from RefSeq and is a predicted model, not a curated record. Gene Ontology annotation, biological process: transmembrane transport. The coding region runs from base 1 to 1659 and encodes 552 amino acids. Lineage: Eukaryota; Fungi; Ascomycota; Sordariomycetes; Hypocreales; Hypocreaceae. The transcript is spliced from 3 exons. Gene Ontology annotation, molecular function: transmembrane transporter activity.
AUGACCUCUACCGAAGAGAAGCUACCUAUACCGCCAACCUCUCCUGAGAGUUGUAGCGUCUCCGAGUUAUCACAACCGUUGCAUUAUAAAAAGCCCUUGGAGAGGAUAAUCGAACCGACCAAACCAACAGCCGUCGUUUAUCGAUCAACAUCUCAUGUAUCUGGCCCGGAUGUAUUAGGGCCAUCCUCGGUCCAGCCGCCGCCACCGUCCUCUGGACAACAUGAAGAAGCAGGAGAUGAAAUAUACGACCGCGUGUCGCCACACCGCAAACACGUCAUUGUGACUGUCUUAUCCUUUUGCGCUUUUCUAGCGCCGCUAUCAAGCACGAGUAUCCUCUCUGCUGUCCCUCAGGUGGCAGAGACAUAUCAUACAACUGGCUCUAUCAUCAACGUCAGCAAUGCUGCAUAUAUGGCAUUGAUGGGUGUAUCUCCGGUAAUAUGGGGGCCCAUGAGCCAGGUGUUUGGAAGGAGACCAAUGACACAGUUGACCACGAUAUUAUUUUUCUUGCUGAGCAUAGCUACUGCUCUUGCUCCGAAUCUGGCAUCAUUCUUUAUAUUCAGAGCUCUCUCGGCUUUUGAGGGAACGGCCUUUAUUCUGCUCGGAGCAGCCUGCAUAGGAGAUAUAUAUCGCCCAACGGAGCGAGCAACUGCUCUCGGAUGGUUCAUGUCUGGAACACUGAUCGGCCCUGCCGUUGGCCCCUGUAUAGGAGGCAUCUUAGUUACUUACAAGUCGUGGAGGACCAUAUUCUGGUUACAGACGGCAUUGGCUGGCACGGGUGUUCUGGGCGUCUUUUUCCUUGUGCCAGAAACCAUCCACCACAAAGCAAUUGACGAUUUGGAAGGCCGCUCAAGGAAAGAAAAGGCCAAAGCUAUACUUCAUAUGACGAAUCCAAUUCGAGUGAUGCGGUUAUUCAGAUACUGGAAUCAGGUAUUGGUGGCACUUGCCAGCUCAGCACUUGUGUGGAACAUGUAUAGCUUGCUCACGCCGAUUCCGUACGUAUUGAACCCGCGGUUUCAUCUGCAGUCGCCGCUGGUGUCGGGACUCUUCUAUCUAGCCCCUGGCAGUGGCUACCUGUUGGGGACAUUCAUGGGGGGAAGAUGGGCAGACAGAACGGUAAAGCUUUGGAUAAAGAAACGCAAUGGCGUGCGUAUCCCAGAGGAUCGUCUACGGUCCGCAGUGCCAUUUAUGGCCAUCCUCAUGCCAAGCUGUAUCCUUAUAUAUGGAUGGGCGGUUGACAGGGCCGUGGGUGGCAUUCCGCUUCCAGUCAUCAUGCUCUUCCUGCAAGGUGUCGGUCAACUCUUCUGCUUCCCAGCUCUAAAUACCUACUGCUUGGACGUAAUGCCUGGACGCGGCGCAGAGGUGACAGCAGCAAACUACUUUGUUCGGUACCUGGCAGGCUGCGUGGCGACAGCCGUAGUCCUUCCAGCCGUGGAUGGUAUUGGUGUCGGCUGGUUUGAGACCAUUUCCACUGGUCUAGUGGUUCUCUCGACCAUCGGCGUCUUGGCUACCAUUCGGUGGGGCAAGGAAUGGAGGGAAAAGAUUGAUGCCAAAGAGAAAGGCUCAGUCAACGAGGAGACCGACGAAGUGACAGACGUGGACGACAGUCAACAACAAGAGGAGAAAGCUGUGAAUGGUGAGAAGUCAAAGGAAAUGGUUUGA